AAAAGUGAAAAAUUUUAAUUAUUUUUUUUAUUUUAAAGUUUUGUGUUCCAUGGAUACAUGCGAUCCAUAUAUAUGUACCCAUAAAUCACAUGCAGUUCAUUAAUGUACGCCUAGCAACCCCCGAGAAAGGUCAACGUUCUUCAAAUUUCAUUCUUUGUUGUAUUUAUAAAAUGAUCGCACACGCGAUGAAAUUAGAAUGUAAAAUGUGUGAAUAUCUCUGUGUUCUUAUAUUUCCAAAUAUAUAAAAUGUCAGACAAAAGCAACAACAAUCAUUUAAAAAGAAUUGAGAAAGACAAAAUGCAAGAGGUGAUUGACACGAAUACGACUGACAAAAAGCUUCCACCUGAGGUACAAGCGCAGAAAAGGCCCAAACCUGCAAUUCCACCUCGACCUGCUCGUAUCGCUAAUCAAGGAUAUAAGAAACCAGCCACUUCUGUAUCCAAUUCAAAUUCACAUAUUCCAUCAAACAAAAAUUCAAAACUUCCUGAGAAUGAUGAUGCUUCUUUACAACAUAAGAAAAAUUCACCUAGAAAUUCCCCUAAACUCCAUCAUCGUGUUGAGACCAUACCUUUAGAGACAAAGACAAAUAAAACUAAUUAUCAUCAUCAAACAAACCAUUCUGGUAAGCAUGAAAACGAUUGUAUUCUUGCUGAUUCCAAAGGUGAAGAAACGGUAUUAAUUGCCUCUAAAAAUAAGUUAGAACAAAGUGAGACAGGCACAAAAUGCUUGCCAUCAGGUUUAAAUGAAAAUAAGAAUAAGAAUAUUAACCCACCUGUUGCUGAAAAAUGCAAAAAUGGCAAAUUAUCGAUAACUGAACUGUCUCAUGUGGAGUCCACUUGUGAAAAAGAUUCAGAGACUUCAGGAUAUGAAGUCCACACAGGAAAUACCGAGGACUGUGUGUUAAAUAUAAAACCAAUGGACAAUGAUUUAGUUGUAGUUAAUGACAAGUCAUCUGUGAGAACAAAGAACAAAAACAAGAAGGAACUGGAUCUAAACUCUUCCCAUUUGUCUGUAGAAAACAAAGAACAAACUAAACCUGCAAAACCUGACAGACCUGCAAGACCUGACAGACCUGCAAGACCUGACAGACCUGCAAGACCUGACAGACCUGCAAGACCUGUGAAACCUGCAAGGCCUGCAAGGCCUGCAUUAUUGAUAAAGAAAAAUGAUGUGAAAAAAUCCAAAUGCUCACAAGAAUCUCUUAAGACUGAAGGAAGUGACAAUAUUGAUGUUUCAAAUAAAACAUCACUAUCUUUAAACACAGAAGAUUAUGAUUCUGAGGACAGUCAUAAUGUUGAUGUAUUUGUUUUAAAAACAUCUGUGAAACCUGAAACACCUGUAAUAGAAAAAGAUUUUCAUCCAAAUUCAUCAAAUGAUUCUCAGGAAUCUGUUGUUUCCAAGGAAAGUCAUACAAAUACAUUUAUAUCUAAUAAACCUGUUCGACCCACCAAACCAUCAACACCAAUGUCAAAAACAGAUUUUCAUCCAAAUUCAUCAAAUGAUUCUCAGGAAUCUGUUCAUUCCGAGAAAACUCACAACAAUGCAUCGAGCUUGAGUGAAGCUACUAGACUAACCAGACAAGUCCAAUCUUUGCCUGAGAAGAAAUUGGAUCCAAACUGUUUGAAACACUCAGAGGAAUCAUAUGAUUUGAAAGUUAAUGAAAAUUUUGAUGCUUCAAUUGCAACAUCCACUGUUCAAACAUCCACUUGCGUCUUAGAAAAUCAAAUUAAUGACGGGUCAAGCAAGCUUACGAGACCUGUGGCUCCCAAAAGAAAGAAAAAAAUACAAAAUUUGAAUUAUGUAUCACAAGAUGUUCAAGAUGUAAUGAAAAGUGUGAAAGAAUCUGAAAAUUUAACUUCCUGUAAUAAUAACUUGGUAAAACCACCGGAGGAUAACAAUAGAAAAGACAAUGUUAAAAAUGUCGAACAUCUUGAUGAAAAAGUUGUAAAAGAAAAUAAUGUGAAGCAUUGUAGUGAUGAAAAUGGCGAUAAAACAACAGGAUAUUUGAAGAAUGAAAAUGUAGACAUUGUCGACGAGAAAAAGCAACCAACUUGUUCAGCCUCUGAAAGUUCAGAGCGUGUUAGUAAUGAUUUAUUCUUAGCAAAACCUGAAAAACCGAAGAGAAGCUUUAUUUCACCAGUCAAGCAUGUUUUAAUAGAGUCAGAAAUAGAAACAGAACAAGUAGAAAGUGAAAUCCAUGGUUCAAAUGCAAAUUCUUCUGUAAGUGCGAGUAAAGCAUCUGCCAAAUCUUUCGCUCUCGAGCAAAGUACAAAAAGUGGGGAUCCCAUAGAACUGUCGUUUGAUGAAAUCAAAUCGAACUCAAUCGAGAAUGAAGAAAAUUUUGUAGGAGAAACAGAUGAAGAAGAAUGUACGUCUGGCAACAAAGAUAUUCAAAAAUCUUUCCAAGAACGUUGUGCAUCUAAAAACCUGAAAACUUCCUUUGAAGACGCUACUGAAACGAGGGAAGUUGAUAAUAAUACAUUUGUAGAGCCUUCUGCACCUGACUUUCCAUCUUGUUCUAAAACUAAAUUUCCUACCGACCAUCAUCAGUUGGAUUGUAGUUUAGUUGAAAACCGCGAAGGGAUUGAAAGUUUCAAUAAGGUUGAUGAUACUGCUUACUGUGAUAACGUCGUGAAAAAUAAUGAUGGAAAUAUUAAAAAGAAACGUAAAGCACCUGAUCUUCCCGAUAAAGUUGCGAAUAAAAGUGUUUGUGAUAAUUCUGACACGUCGGAGGAAGAAAACAAAUGUAAUAUUGUUGGUUGUGCUGGAACAUUUGCAGAAAAUCAAGAUGUGACGAAAGACGAUGAGUUGGAACGGACUUGGGAACCACAAUCUGUAGAGGACUAUAAAUGCGUAGACAAGGACAUUGAGGUGUAUCAUAAAGCGACUGAGGAUGAAGAAUCAUCUUUUCAUAUAGAAGAAGCGUCGAUAAAGGAAUUUAAAAAUACGUCUGCUGAGUCAGACUUAAAAUCAUUUGACACGGAAACGACGCCUCCAGUCAAACCUAAGAGAACAUUACUACUUGAAAGUGAAUCUCCAACAGUCAUCUUCAACAAGGAUGAAACAAGUGAAGUUUCUUCAACGGAAAUGAAUGAAAAGCUACAAAACAUUGAUAAUAUGGAAGAAAAGGCUGAUGAUAGGCCAGCGAAAGAUCCUCUUCCUGUGAAGACUAAACCCGCAAGACCUGCUGCUCCUUCACCACGUGGUAGAAACGAAUUGUUGCGUAGUGUUAGUUUUGGAGCUAAGAUGAAAAUAAAACAACCUCUUAGACCCAGACCUCCCACAUUUUUUGUGAGCAAAACGACAAAUGAACGCGCGUCAUUGGAUGGAAAAGACAGUGAAGAUUCAUGUGAUGAAAACGUAUCAAGAACAGUUCAAAACACCAACGAUAACUCGGCAAAUGAGAUCAAAGAAAGCAAGGGUUCUAGUUCGGACUCCAACUCCGACACUGAAAUGGAAGCAGAAACGCAAGAAAAAAGCAAAACUUAUUAUAUCUCACGUGAGAUUUUAUCCACCGAGAAAACAUUUGUUGAUGCAGUUAAACUUGUCUCUGAGGAUUUUGUAGAAGUAUUAAAGAAUGAAAGUAAGAAGUAUGGCCGUCCUAUUAUCGCGGAUGAAACUUUGCAAGAAAUCCUAAUGAAUAUUUCUCAAAUUUAUAAAUUUGACUCUGAAUUCUUGAAAGCACUUGAGGAACGUAUGGAAAAGUGGGAAAACGAACCGAGAAUAGGUGAUAUUAUCAAGAAAUUUAGUCCUUUUUUAAAGAUGUACAAGACUUAUAUACAAGGUUAUGAUCAUGCAAUGGCUCUCCUUACUGAAGCAAUGAAAAAAUAUCCGCAAUUUGCAGUUGCUGUUCGUGACUUCCAGUCAAGUGAAAGAUGUCAAAAUCUCACUAUUGGAAUGUACAUGUUAAAGCCAAUACAGCGUAUUCCAAGUUAUCGUUUACUUCUUAUUGAUUAUUUAAAACAUCUCAAUAAGGAUUCAUUGGACUAUAAAGAUGUUUCAGAUGCCCUUCAUAUUGUUUCUGAUGUUGCUACACAUAUAAAUGAAGACAUGAAACGAGUGGACAAUUUUGAAGAGGUGUUAAAAGUUCAAAGAAGUUUGGUUGGACAAAUUGAGAUUGUAAAACCUGGGAGAGAACUGAUCAAAGAAGGACUUUUGAUGAAACUAUCACGUAAAGAAAUGCAACCCAGAAUGUUUUAUUUGUUUACUGACAUUCUUUUGUACACGACGCCUGUAGCCAAUAAUCAAUUUCGUUUGAAUCUUUUGUUACCUUUGGAGGAAAUAAAGGUCGAAUUGCCUGUCUCGCCUGAAUUCGACAAUGAAUUUAGUAUCAUCAGCACAAAAAAAUCGUUCAGUCUCUCUGCAAGUACUGCUGAGGAAAGAGACGAGUGGCUCGAGGCCUUACGUGAUGCUUCUGAUGAAAUUCGUAAGAAAAGAAUUACUUUUCAUGUGGCCAUUCAUAAGGAAACGAUAGAUGAGGCGGAACAAGAAAAUGAAGAGGAAAAUGAGAGAUUGGGCAGGAAGGCACCUGUGUGGAUCCCAGAUACACGUGUAUCUAUGUGUAUGUUGUGUACGGAUGAUUUUACUGUAACAAAUCGGCGCCAUCAUUGUAGAGCUUGUGGAAAGGUCGUCUGCAAUUCCUGUUCGUCCAACUCAACACAACUUGCUUAUUUGAAUUACGAAACGGCGAGAGUGUGUGAUAUUUGCUUUGAAGAACUUAGCGGAGGAAAGGCAAACACAUCCAGAACAACUGUAGCUAAAACUAAAAGCACAGAAAUCAAAAGAAAAGAAUCCAAUCCAAAGAUAAAUGCUUCUAAAAAGUUGCGAAAGUUGAAAAAAUCUAAAGAGAUUCCUGCCGUUGAAGAGUCAACCAUCAGCGGCUAUCUCAAACAAAAAAUUGGCAAAAAAUGGCAGAAACGAUGGUUUGUGAUUAAAGACAACGUUCUUUACGCAUCGAAAGCCAGUUCAGAUCCAGCUGCACAAGAGACAACACCUUUACUUGGUUAUGAUAUUCGUGGCCCAGAUAAAAUGGAUGGAGAUAUUAAAAAGAUUGUAUUUCAGUUGAUCCACGCUGGAACUGAACCUGUAAUAUUACAAACUGAUAGCAUGAAAAAUGGCGAGCUAUGGGUUAAUGCUUUACGACGUGCAACAAUUUUGCCUGUCGAGUGAAGGAAUUUUAAUACCGAAUGAAUAAACGUUUCCACAAGGAAGAGUGAGUGAUCAUUUCAAAUCCAGAGGGCUUUUUAUAAAUCUGAAAACAAAAAACACGUAUAAUUAUUAAAAUAAAUGCCUUUUAACAAAUGUAAAAUAUAUAGAUGCAGAGUGUAUACAUUACCGCCAUUAAAUUUUGAAGAUGUGUG
Xenia sp. Carnegie-2017 is the source of this 5360-nucleotide messenger RNA. RefSeq lists its product as uncharacterized. The record is from RefSeq and is a predicted model, not a curated record. Lineage: Eukaryota; Metazoa; Cnidaria; Anthozoa; Malacalcyonacea; Xeniidae. Gene Ontology annotation, molecular function: metal ion binding; guanyl-nucleotide exchange factor activity. Gene Ontology annotation, cellular component: cytoplasm. Bases 247 to 5169 code for a protein of 1640 amino acids. The transcript has 28 exons.